This is a messenger RNA of Schizosaccharomyces cryophilus OY26, 3265 nucleotides long. Its product is annotated as mitotic cohesin complex. Gene Ontology annotation, molecular function: chromatin binding. The transcript is spliced from 5 exons. NCBI's taxonomy places the organism in Eukaryota, Fungi, Ascomycota, Schizosaccharomycetes, Schizosaccharomycetales, Schizosaccharomycetaceae. Bases 90 to 2990 code for a protein of 966 amino acids. The record is from RefSeq and is a predicted model, not a curated record. Gene Ontology annotation, cellular component: nucleus; chromatin; cohesin complex. Gene Ontology annotation, biological process: sister chromatid cohesion.
ACGAAAUUUGAGUCAGCAUUUUCAUGCAUUCAGGCCAAUAUAGAACUGCAUUAUUUGAACUUACGAGAAUCAUAGACUAAAAUCAAAUAAUGUCUCGUUCAGUUACCCCAUCUAGCGAUGAUACUGGAGAUGGAGCUUCAUCUCCUAUUAGAUUGUCUCAAACAAUGGAUCCUUUAAGAGAUAAUUCUGAUCCCUCUUCCGAAGAAGAAAACAGUGACGAUGACUACGAGAAAACUAUCAAUUCAAAGCGGAAGAGGCCUAUUUCCGGAAGAAGCAGAACAGCCAAGAGAUCGAAAGCGAACGCAUUUAUCGAAGACGACCAUCAAGAAGAGAUUCCUAAUAAAAUAUACGAUGACCUAUUACAGAACACUGCAAGUGUAAAGGACAUAGUUAUAGAAUGGCUUACAAAGUAUGAAAAAGAUCAACAAGGUUCUCUGGUUGAGUUGGUUAAUUUUAUUUUAAAAUGCUGCGCAUGUAAUCGAACGGUAAAUGAAUUCGACGUGCAAGAUCAAGAGUCUGUCUCUGUCACGCUUUCCCAAAUUCAACUCUCAGUCGAAAAAACAACAACCCGUGAAUAUCCUUUAAAUUCUAAAAGUCCUAAAUUUCGCAACUUUCGAAAAAAACUCGCUCAGUUCCUUACCUACUUUGUUUCACAGCUUUCAUCUAGAAAAUAUCUUUAUGAGAGCAGUAUUUUUGAAAAUAUCAUGUCCUGGAUUGUAGCAAUGUCUUCCUCUACCAUGAGGCCGAUUCGACAUACUGCCACAGUUUUUUGCUUGAUUAUUAUGUCUGCUUUAUGUGAAGAAUCAAGCGAAUUUUUAUCUGAGCACGCCAUAGCAUCUAAGCAGUUGACGAAAGAGGAAAAAAGGGCUCGCCCUAAUAAUAAUCGCAUUCAAGAAUUGAGUGACUCACUUCAAACAAUUAUUAAGCAGCAAGACACUAUAUCAGAGUAUCUAAGUGGCUACUUUGACAGUGUUUUUGUACAUCGAUACAGAGAUGUUGAACCAAAGAUACGAAUUGAUUGUCUGAAAGAGCUUGGCAAUUGGAUUAAUAUAGUCCCUAGUGUCUUUUUUUCUGGAUCCUACCUAAGAUACCUAGGUUGGAUGCUAUCAGAUACGAAUACAACUGUUCGUCUAACGGUAAUCAAAGUUUUGCAAAAGAUUUUCGAAACAGAAUCCUUUUUUGGAGGACUGAGACAUUUCACUUCAAGGUUUAAAGAGAGAAUCAUCGAAAUAAGCUGCGUAGAUGCCGAGGCUACCGUUCGUAUAGCCUCAAUUCGUUUGUGCAAUACUAUCAGGUCAUGUGGUUUUUUAGAAGAUGACGAGGUUAUGAAAAUAUCGCAGCUUAUUUUGGAUGUAAACCCAAGAAUUCAGCGUGAGGCAAUACAAUUUUUAUGUUCCGUAGUGCAAGAAGCUACAGACGAAAAAUUAGAUUCUUGGGGAGGUGAGGAAGCUAUUUCUGAAUCCUUUUCCUCGGAAAAGAUCAAUUCUUUUAAUAUUUCUUGGAUAAAAUAUGCUCAACUCUCGAAAACAGUGGAAGUUUUGCAGGAUUUGUUCAAAAACGAUCCGACGGAUUCAAAACUGUUUCAUGUUUUUCAAAGGAACAUAUCAGAUUCGACUCCUAUAACUCAGGCAUUUUUGAAUGCGUGUAGAUUGGAUAAUGAUUAUCAGUCAUGGGAGAGGAUUGCUAGUUAUAUAUUAUUUGACGAUUACGGUUCUAAGUCUGUAGACACAGUGGAUGGCGUUCUACAAUUCUGCAAACUUUCUGAGAGCCAAGAAUGUAUUUUACUGCAACUGCUUGCCUCUUCCCUUCUGAAUAUGUCAGAUUCUGAGUUUGUGGUUCCUAAAAAAAUUGGAAAACAACAACCAGAGGAAAGAAACGAGCUUGAAAAAGAUGAUGAAAAGGAAGUAAUAUAUUUAAGGCUUCUUCCUCUGUUGAACAGCAUCAUAGAAAGAGAAGCAGCUUCCCCUACCUUGCUGCACCAUAGUCUGCGAUUGCUGUUUACGCUUGAUUUCAGGCAGUAUACGCACAUGCAACUUUCAAAGGCUUUUGAAAAUCUUCUCUUAAAUUUAUCAAAGUUCUUUUUGACAAGCAAUUAUUCAAAUAUCAUUCAAGAUUGCACGGUUGUGUUUCUACGCAUACAGUCUGUUCCAGUCUUAGAGGAGAGGUCGUCCUUCAAAUAUACCGAGAUGUGUGAUCAAAGUAUUCAAGAAUUUCUUGAACUAUUUCUCUCCUUCAACCUACGUGACGGUAUUAUCACCAAGGAUGAUCAUUUACGUUUUGAAGCAUGUUUGAAGCGUAUGGAAGGCUGCACAUCCAUAAGAAGGAUAACGGACAAUACGGAAUUUAAGACUAUUUAUGAUAAAUUAUCAGAUUUGUUAUCUCGAAAUCCUAAUGCCCUUGAAGAUUCACUCAAGUUCCCUGCUUUACAUUCUCAACAAAGUUUGUUUUUUUGGCUCCUUUUCCAAGAAGAAUCACUGAACAAAGAAGUUGUUCGAUCUUCUGGGGAAACCCUUUUUAAUUGUUUGAUGUUUCUGAUUAACGAAGACAGCUCGGGCAUACUAAAACUUCAAGCCACCCGAAUUUUAUUGGAAGUAAUUAUUAUGGUGUCGAGUUUCGGAGCUACCAAGGGGAGCGAAAUUGAGGAAUUUAUUCCUGGCGUUGAGGGAUCAAAAAAUAGAGAUAUGGUUCAUUCGUUAUUCUCUGUUUUACAAGUAUGGCUGAAUGCUUAUGCAAAGAUGAUCCAGGUUUCACCUAUAAAGCUAGUGAAUGAAAAAAUAAGUUGGAUUCCGACAAAUAUGCCGGCAAAUCCAUUGAACAGGCAGUUGUUAGAGCAAAUAUGCUGUGAUUUGGCAGGAAAAUUGCUACUUACGGGUUCUCUUACAAAUGUACUCUUAAACGAAGACUGGAAAAUAUUAAAAACAAUCAAAGGGAAUUUUGGUUCGGCUAUAGACAUGUUGUUUGUUGAGUUUAAAGUUGAUGAAAGAGCUUGAGUUUAUAUAUAUAUUUGCGAGCAAUAAGUAAUGAACGUUAUGGAAUAGUAAUACAAUUUUAUACCUUAAAACCGAUUAUCCUAAGUAAACAAUGAUUUAAUAACUACUUUACUUUUUCCCCCCGUGCAUCAACUCACGAUACUUUUGAAUUAGUUCUUGACGUUCUUGUCCAAGGGCUUGCCGUCUGGCUAGAGAUUCAGGUUGGCCUCUGCUAUUGAACUUUGGAACGUUUUCAAUUGUAAUUUUUUUCUUCAAGUUCAGUUGAGGAAGCUUGG